CCCUUGGCUUUCAUUUAUUGCUGUUUAACAUCUUUCCAGCACAACAAAAGGGGAAACCCAGCUGAGAAAAUGAGAGCCACGGUUCUGUGCAUCACUCUGACUCUUUUCUAUGUCGCCUAUGCAGGUGCUACUGCUGUGCAAAAAGACUUUGACCUGAAAAAGUUUCUAGGCACAUGGCAUGGUCUCGCUACUGCCACAAACUCAGACUGGUUCCUGGGAAAGCUUAAGUGUGUACCAUGCCUGGCACAACUCAACCUCACUGCAGAUGGGAACAUCGAACUAACUCGCAGCUACAUAUGGCCAGAGAACUCACCAAAAUCAGUUACCACCUAUGCGGUGACUAGCGAACCAGGAGUGUUUCAUGCAAAGACAUUAAAGGGUGGCUAUCCCAUUGAAUUCCGAGUCUUGGAAACUGAUUACAAUAAGAUUGCCAUAGCUGUGGCGUACAUGAAUGAUGGCGACAGAAAGUUUACCGUGGUGAAACUAUUGUCAAGGACCCGAGAUAUAAGUGCUGACACUGUGGACAAGUUUGAAGAUUAUACAUUGAAGAAAGGUUUAACAAAAGCCAAUAUUGUAUUCUCACCAAAGAAAAGAGGAGAAUGCAGUCCACCAUCAAAUACAAGUCCUAUUGUUGAAGAACCUUAAAAAAUCUGAUGGGAAUCAAACCAAGAAUUAAGAGAUCAGUUUUGAUGACUUGCUGAGAGAGUCACCCACCACUACACUUGUUGUGAAGCUAAAGACAGAGGUCUUACACUGAAUAGUUAAAAAAAUAAGGAAAUACUGCAACAGAGCAUCUCGAAGUCUAAUGUAUUUUCUGUCGAUGUGGAUUUUUUUUUUGUCUCUUUCAAAUUUUGUGAUACAAAUUCUAAUCAGAACUGUGCAAUAAAACUGUAUUUUCUGUGGUUGUAUUUUGUUUUAUGAACUUGGGAUAAUCUGUUCUUACUUUAAUUCCUGAGGAUUUGUAGACAUAUGCUAUAGUAAUCUCAUUUCACUUUCUCAUGUUACCCAUACUUCUCAACCUUUUAGUGCAAGAAGUCAAGACAAUGCCUAAAUUAAUGAGGGGACAAAGUCCCAAAAUAGGGACAGAUUUUAAUUAUUGCUCUCAUAAACUUAGAAAGUUGCUAGGAUUUGUAGCUUAGUAGUUACUUGUUUAAUGUUUAAUUACAAAGAGCUUAUUUCACAAAAAUGUAUUUUUCUGUAAAUGUUCAGUUUACCCAACCCUCAAAAGGGCUAUUAACCUUCUGUUUAAAUGUUAACUCAUUAAAAGCUUGUUACAUCAUUUAUUAUAUUUCUGUAAAUGUUUUAAUUAUUCUGUACAAAUCUUUGUUAUUCUUUUGUAACAUGU
Molecule: messenger RNA, 1345 nt
Organism: Protopterus annectens (West African lungfish)
Lineage: Eukaryota; Metazoa; Chordata; Ceratodontiformes; Protopteridae
Product: lipocalin-like
Exons: 8
Coding region: 70-645 (191 amino acids)
Molecular function (GO): small molecule binding
Source: RefSeq, a predicted model, not a curated record